Molecule: messenger RNA, 1000 nt
Organism: Nicotiana tabacum (common tobacco)
Lineage: Eukaryota; Viridiplantae; Streptophyta; Magnoliopsida; Solanales; Solanaceae
Product: WEB family protein At1g75720-like
Biological process (GO): chloroplast accumulation movement; chloroplast avoidance movement
Cellular component (GO): cytosol
Source: RefSeq, a predicted model, not a curated record
CCAAACACUACCAGUCUUGAAACUAUAUAUUCAUAUAGUGGGAAAUAUAUAUAGCCAUAUUAUUUCCUAUAUAAUAUUGAACAAAAUGGAAGUAGUUAGUGAAGGUGGUGUGAAGAUGAUGAGAUCAAAGGCAGAGAUAGACACAAGUGCACCUUUUCGUUCAGUGAAGGAAGCUGUCACGUUAUUUGGCGAAAGACUUCUUGCCGGAGAACUCUAUUCUCCUAAUAAGCUCAAACAGAUGCAAGAUGGAGAGAGUGAAAGUGACAACGUCCCUUCUAAGCUAGGAAUUGUAACUGCUGAACUAGAGGAGACAAAGCAAAGGCUACAAAAAGCACGAGAAGAAAGCUUGUUCAUGGCGACUUGUCUCUCUUCUUUAGAAGAAGAGCUUGAACGCACAAGGAAAGAGCUCGAAAACCUAAAGGAAAUUGGGCAACAAUCUGAGAAAUUACAAUCAGAGAUUGAAGAUCUCAAGUUUGUUGAGGACAUGACAACGAAACUAGAUAUUAAUAUGGCAUCCGAAAACGUUGAGUUUCAAAAGAAAAGAUAUGUGACUUUUGAAAAUCCUCCUAUUUUAAGCCAUGUUGUUAAUAUUCCAAAAUUAGGUGAUGAUCAUGUUAUAUUGCAGAGGCAUCCCUCCCUCAAGAAGAAGAAAACGAAACCCCUUAUCCCACUUAUUGGGGCUAUCUUUUCAAGGAAGAAAGGUGGCACUGAUGUUCAAUAAGCUAGAGCAUGAAUAAGCAAGUCUUGAUUAGGAAUUUAAUGCAUGUCACCUAUUCAAUAAUUUCCUAUAAUUUUGCUCAGUGGUGAAAUGAGUCGAACUAGUGAAGGCAAAGAUGUUUCUUGGCAGAAAUCUCUCAAUUUAAUAAGGCUACACUGUCACUUGAGUGAUAGUAGUACUUACUAUCCUUGUACGUAGUUCCUUAAUUUUGCUUCUAUAUUGUAACGUAAAAAUUAGUUUACCAGCUUCAAUAAGUUUUUUUUUUUUUCUUUCUGUUUACCA